UGCAGAUCUCACACGUCUGCAAAAAUAGACACACUCCAUAAUAAUUCGCUCUCUCAGUUCAGUUCGUACACCACCACCUUAUACGCAAUCCCUCUUCCAACACUAUAUAUAACCCCCUCCAACCUUCCCCAUCUCCGUCUUCAUUUUUUUCCACUCUAGCUUCUCACACCCUUGUAUUAUUCGAUCACUUUGGUUUCUGGGUCAGUCGCCAUUGGGCGAGGUCUGGUUCAGUUUGUCACAUCCCACUGCUCUCUUCCGAUUCUUGACGUGCGUCGGUCGGUGAACGUGAAAACCCUCAGAGCUCCUUAUUUAUUGAGAGCCAAGUAAAGGACCUUCCCUAAAACUAGGGACCGCUCUCCCACCCAAAACCCUAUUCACCACGUCACUUCUGAGAUCAACCCAAACCCCAUCUCUCAUUAAUAAAACCAUAAACCCCCAACGAAAAACGGUUCCAAAUCCGUUUCACUAGCUAGCUUGGGAUCUCGGACGGGUCGUGUUUGUGGCGAAAUGGGCAACUGUCAGGCGGCGGAGGCGGCGACGGUGAUCAUUCACCACCCGGCCAACAACAAGGUCGAGAGGAUUUACUGGUCGGUGAGCGCUCACGAGAUCAUGACGUCGAAUCCGGGGAACUACGUGGCGCUUGUGGUGACGUCGCCGACGUUGAAGACCGAGAAUGGCGCGCCGGUUAAGCAGCUCAAGCUUCUCAGGCCGGACGACACUUUGCUUAUCGGACAGGUUUACCGGCUCAUCAGUUUCGAAGAUGUGUUGAAGGAGUUUGCUGCUAAAAAGUCUGUGAAGCUGGGGAGGUUGCUGAGGGAUAGCGGUGGUCUUGGCCUGGAACUGAAGAAAAAAGACUUGGAUGGUCCGAAUCCGAAUUCGAAGUCCGCCGACCGCAAUUCUACCAAGAUGGAGCAUGAGGCUCACCGUGUCGGAAGCAGCAGUAGUGGUGGUUGUGGUGGUGGCAGCAGCAGAGGUAUGGCGAGGAAUCAUGGUGGUGGGGGGCAGUGGAGGCCAGCUUUGCAGAGCAUUGCAGAACUUGGGACUUGAACAUAUGUACAUGGUGCACUACUAGUACUCGGGCACACCAGUCACCAUUCCCACCACAGCUCAGAGUCUCAGAGAUCCCUAGCUUUCUGUCAUUCUCCCGCGAAUAAAAACAAGCAGCUAGCAUGCAGCUUCAGCUCCUUUCACUCUUUUCCAUACGCGCGUUUCUUAAUCGAUCUCUUCUUUCUUUCUUUCUUUCCUUCUUGGAUUGGUGCAUGUUAUUAGAUAGACCUCCGUAGCUAGGUAUGAACGUCACUGAACUUGGACACGUAUGUAUACUUCUAACCCCUCUUCUUUUAAUUGUGAUCAGCUGCAACCUAGCUAUCUAUCUUGCCCAAGUGAUGCCUUCUCUUACUUAACUAAUUAAUUUGAACUUUUA
Rosa rugosa (rugosa rose) is the source of this 1423-nucleotide messenger RNA. RefSeq lists its product as uncharacterized. The transcript is spliced from 3 exons. Bases 508 to 1047 code for a protein of 179 amino acids. The record is from RefSeq and is a predicted model, not a curated record. NCBI's taxonomy places the organism in Eukaryota, Viridiplantae, Streptophyta, Magnoliopsida, Rosales, Rosaceae.